Messenger RNA from Aspergillus mulundensis, 2556 nucleotides. RefSeq names its product putative C6 transcription factor (Ctf1B) (gene farB1). Bases 1 to 2556 code for a protein of 851 amino acids. The transcript has 3 exons. The record is from RefSeq and is a predicted model, not a curated record. Gene Ontology annotation, biological process: regulation of DNA-templated transcription; DNA-templated transcription. Lineage: Eukaryota; Fungi; Ascomycota; Eurotiomycetes; Eurotiales; Aspergillaceae. Gene Ontology annotation, molecular function: zinc ion binding; DNA-binding transcription factor activity, RNA polymerase II-specific; DNA binding.
AUGACUGAUUCACCUGCUUCCUCAAAUCUGGCCGUCGAGACAGACCCUAAAAACAAGCGCAAGGCAUCGACAGCGGGACUCUCCGCGAACGCCCGUCCGGUGAAAAGGCGGGCUUCAAAGGCCUGCUGCUGCUGUCGCGCACGCAAGGUGCGGUGCGAUGUAGUAGAAAAUGGCUCACCUUGCACAAAUUGCCGGUUGGACCAAGUAGAAUGUGUCGUCACAGAAAGCAAGCGGAGAAAGAAAUCUCGAGUUGACACCGAGAUCUCGAAUCCUCGACUUUCGCAGUCGCCUGCCGAGAUUCUUGACGAUAGCACACUCUUUGGAGGCUUUGGGGAGACCCAUGCAAUCCCCCAUGCGGCGCCGACAUCUCCAUCUCAGGGCUCCGUAGACAUGGAGCAAGGGCAGCAUAUGCCCCAUUUACUAUAUCAGAGCCAAGUCAACCGAGUCGACCCAGGAGACCGUUUUCGAAAACGCAUGGCUCCGAACCCCCUGGUGCCAUCGAGUAUGCCCUUGUCUCAUGUUACAACCGAGAUUCAACAAUUGCUCGACCCGUCCUUCGGCAGCCCCCGGUCAACUGGCAUUGCGCUACCGGACUAUAUCCGAGGCUUACCGGGCCGACUACAAAGGGAAGAUAUUGAUUACCUCGCCAUGAAAGGAGCAUUGACAGUGCCUGAUGUCACACUGCGCAACGAACUACUCAAGGCUUAUAUCCACUAUGUGCAUACGUACAUGCCUCUUUUGGACUUGGAAGACUUUUUGCAAACCAUUGUUCAAAAUGACGGCAUUCGUCGCAUGAGCCUCUUGCUCUUCCAGGCUGUCAUGUUUGCGGGUACAGCCUUUAUCGAUCUGAAGCACCUUCAAGCUGCGGGAUAUCCGUCGCGAAAAUCGGCUCGGAAAGCGUUCUUCCAGCGCGCAAGGUUGCUUUACGAUUUUGAUUACGAGGUCGACCGCAUCUCGCUUGUCCAGUCCCUUCUGUUGAUGACUUAUUGGUAUGAGACUCCAGACGACCAAAAAGACACCUGGCAUUGGAUGGGUGUCAGUCUGUCCCUCGCUCACACCAUUGGUCUGCAUCGUGAUCCCGCAAACUCCCGAAUGGACAUCAGGCGCCAGCGCAUGUGGAAACGCAUUUGGUGGAGCACUUAUACUCGAGAUCGCUUGAUUGCCUUGGGAAUGAGACGUCCCAUGCGUGUCAAGGAUGACGAUUGUGACGUUCCUAUGCUGACUCUUGAUGACUUUGAGUUCCACCCGUCUUCUCCCGAGAUCGUGAGCAUGGUAGGGAAUUCUGAAAUACUUCAAAGUGUCGCCCAUCAACGAGAGCUUGCGUCGAUGUUUAUCGAGAAGGCGAAGCUCUGUCUUUGCGUCAGCCACGUUCUUUCUGCUCAGUACUCUGUCCUGAGUCACAAGUUUGGUGGCACUAUGGAGACUACCAUGAUGCUGGUGCCCAAGAAAUCAGCAGCAGAGACCUUUGAGGUUCGACGAUGUGAUCAGGAGCUGGAGGAUUGGCUAGCCCAUCUUCCGUCUGAGAUUCAGUACUCCCCUGCAGCACCAGCAAAACUAAGCGAGGCGGAAGAGGUGUUGCAUUCCCACCGAGCUUUACUCAAGAUGGUGUACUUGACAACCUCAAGUGCUCUGCAUCGACCCCAGGUCCUUCCCGCUGUUCCUUUCCCGUCAAUGGACACCGAGUUGCAAGACAUGUCUCGCAACAAGGUUCGGUUCGCUGCUAUUGAAAUUACGAAUAUCGCCCAAGACCUGCACAGUCUGGAUCUGACUCGCUAUUUCCCCACUACUGGUGUCACAGUCCUUCUCCCCGCCGUCAUUAUCCAUCUUUUGGACAUCAAGUCCAGCGACCAGAACGUCCGCAUGACCAGUUUACAACGCUUCUACCAAUGUAUGCGCAUCCUCCAGCGUCUAAGGGAAAUCUAUGCGUCGGCCGACUUUGCAACCUCCUUCUUGGAGGCUGCAAUCAGAAAGGCCGGAAUCCAGCUUACCGUGCCACCUCAAGAGCUGCAAAAACGCUCCAACAACACUGGAGCGUCUCGUACCACCGCCUUGACGCCGCCUCCGGAUUCUCUUGCCCAAAAGAUUCCCGAUCUGACUUACCCAAAGACCGGCUCGGCCGGAGGGUUGACGUUGAACUUGGUGGAUGAAGCUCAACAAGCUUUUGCCGCCUCUACUCCGCCGCCUUCUGAUGGUAGUGAAAAUGGUAGCACAAACAACAUCAACCCGAGCUACCAUCGCGACGCGUUCAGCAUCCCCAGCAUUGACGACACCGAAUUGAGUCUGAGCCAGCUCAUGGAUUUGGCAAACGAUGCCGAAGUGACGCAGAACGAUUUCGAUGCGUUGAUUAACUUUGAUGAUGCUGGCGCGGAUUUCUUCUCUUCGGAAAAUGGUAUGGAGGGUAUGACGAAUGACGCAAGCGGCAAAAACUUUCCAUUCACGUUUUCGGACAUUGUCGGGCUCGAUGCUGGGAACAAGGACGACGCUGCGGCAAUCACUGGGGCCGAUGCAGCGGCUCCUAAACUCGAUAUGGAUCUUGGGCUCGGCCUGAAUGUCUGA